AUGUCAAGUAAGGGCAGAAAAAAACGAAAUACUCGGAGGCAAAGGUAUGAGGAUAACGGUGAGGACGACACCCAAAGUGAACUCAACCACGUUUCAGAAAGGGACUCUAGAAAGACUAAAGAUGAGUCACGAGGUUUUGCAUUGGGACAUACGAACCGAGAAAAUGAUGCAGCUAUGUAUACUCCUACUCCGAUGGUCAAUAUCACUUUACCAACUCCAGAAACGUUCUCUUUAACUCCGAAUGAGUGGCAUUCCUGGAGGAAUCGCUUUCAAAGGUACAGACGGGGUUGCGGUCUGGAUAGCACUUCCGACGCUCGGCAAAUCGAUGUACUUUUGUUUGUAAUGGGUAGUAGAAGUGAAGAUAUUUUCGAUUCGUUUUCACCAAAACCUAAUACUUAUGACGAGGCUCUUAGGGCCUUUGAUGAAUACUUUGUGCCAAGACGGAAUAUAAUUUAUGAGAGAUCAAAAUUUUUGAGACACAAGCAAGGGAGUGAUCCAUCUGAAAAAUUUAUAACAGAUUUGCAUGGCCUUGCGAAAACGUGUGCAUGGGGUGAACUAAAUGAUGAGAUGAUGCUUCUCGUCCUCAUUAUUGGUAUGCAAGAUGAGGGUCUGAGUGAUAGACUCCAGCUGGAAUCUCAAUUGACUCUGGAGAAAGCAAUUAAUACCUUGCGCCAACAUGAGGAGCUAGAACGCCAAAAACGUGAACUUGCCAAUACUAAUGUUUUUUUGGUAAAUAAAACGUCAGUUCAAAACGGUAAACCGAAUCGGACAGAAGGAGUUUGUGACCAGAAAUACAUCGAGGAUGCAGAAAAUACAAAGAAGUGCAGGAAAUGUGGUUAUGAUUGGCACGGAUCACUGGCCGAAUGUCCUGCUAGGAAAGCCAAAUGUGACAAAUGUUCCGAGAUUGGACAUUUUUUUCGAUGCUGUCCCUACCGCGAAAAGUGGAUGAGAAAAAACAAAAAUGUUGUUAAAGAAAUCGAACAGCAAGUUUCAGACUGUGGAGAUCUACAGGUUCCUGAGAUUUUCAUCGGGAAUAUAGAAAACAAUGACAGAGCCUGGGCCCAGGAGGUAAAAGCAAGCUGUGGAAACCAAGUGUUAGGGCUUAUAAAAUUUAAACUUGACACAGCCGCUGAUGUAACCAUGAUUCCAGUAGGAGUUCUUGGUGAUUUUAUUAAGACUCUGCCUCUAGGAAAAUGCAAAUCCCCUGUGUACAGUGCAAAGAAGAAAGAACGAAUCAAUAUUUUGGGAACUUUAAGGCUGAAGCUUGAACAUAAGGGUGUAUCAAUUUAUGAUCAUGCGUAUAUUUCUGAGGAGAUCACUGUUCCACUUCUUAGCAGACGUUCCUGUGAAGAGCUGAAACUGGUGAAGAGGAUCUUUUCUGUAGAUUCAUCAGAUAUUGACUGGGUUACUGAGUACCCUAAUUUAUUUCAAGGAUUGGGAAAUAUGAAAGGAGAGUACAAGAUAGAAAUGAAGGAGAAUGCAGUUCCUUAUGCUAUAUCUACCCCCAGGGUUGUACCAAUACCUUUAAAAAGCAAGGUGAAAGAGCAGUUAGAGAAUAUGCUUGAAAAAGGAGUGAUUGUCCCAGUUGAACACGCGACUGAUUGGUGCGCACCAAUGGUAGUUUGCGCAAAAAAGAGAGGUGGGGUUACGAUCUGCGUGGACCUAUCCAAACUCAACAACAGUGUGAAACGUCGGUUUUAUCCUAUUCCAAAGAUUGAACUUUCAUUGUCCCAGAUCGCGGGAGCCAAGUACUUCAGCAAGAUUGAUGCGAAUUCCGGUUUCUGGCAACUGAACCUUGCAGAGGAGUCUCAAGAUUACACAACAUUUAUCACCCCUUUCGGGAGGUAUAAAUUCUGUAAGGUACCUUUUGGAAUUACAUCUGCUCAUGAAGAGUUUCAGCGCCGUAUGUCAAAAGCUUUAGAAGGGGCAAAGAACUGUUUAGUGCACAUUGAUGACUGUUUGAUAUGGGGAAGAACGAAAGAGGAACACGACGAGUGUCUUAGAGCCGUUCUAGAGAGAGUGCAAGCUAAUGGAAUCACUUUGAAUAAGCAGAAGUCUGAGUUCUGCAAGAAGACUGUGACAUUUUUGGGGUUUGUGCUGUCUAAGGAAGGAAUCAAGCCUGAUCCAAGCAAGGUACAAGCAGUUGUGGGCUUACCAGCCUCAAAACUUAUGUUUGGAGGGAAAAUAAGAGACAAUCUUCCAUCUACUUUGGUUGGAAAUCCUGUGGAAAAUAAAGACUUUUUUGAGAGGGAGAAUAAGUACCAGUCGAAGUAUAAGAUGCAAUUUGAUAAACGACAUGGAACGAGGGGUUUAAGUGAAUUAGAAGAGGGAAGCAUGGUAUGGAUCACAGAUCUACGUAGACAUGGUAAAGUAGUCAGGAAAUUGAACGAACCACGUUCCUACCUUGUGGACAUUGACAAGAAAACCAUUCGACGAAACCAGAAGUUCUUAGUUCCUGCACCAUACUACGGAGAAGAUUGCAUUCUUUCAAACUGUUCAUCUACGGUCCUUAAUUGUCCAUCUAACUCACGUGAUCGUCCAGACGCUGGCACAGUUACCCAUUACGGAAGGUCCAUCAAGAUACCGAGGCGGUACCGAGCUUCAUGA
Macrosteles quadrilineatus (aster leafhopper) is the source of this 2607-nucleotide messenger RNA. RefSeq lists its product as uncharacterized. The transcript has 2 exons. The record is from RefSeq and is a predicted model, not a curated record. Lineage: Eukaryota; Metazoa; Arthropoda; Insecta; Hemiptera; Cicadellidae. The coding region runs from base 1 to 2607 and encodes 868 amino acids.